AUGGGAUACGAAAGCUGGAGGGAGCUGGCUAAGGCUCUGGCAGACACGAAUGUCCCAGGUGGGGACCCAAGCCUUCAGUUUUACUAUCCACAGAAGCUGGGACACCAGAACCAAGAGCUGCAAAGAGGUGGGAGGAAUAAAUCGAAUUAUGCAGGUGUGGACAACCCUGUCCCGUGGAUGCCAGAGUUCCAGGGCCAGGCCAAUCUGCACGUGUUCGAGGACUGGUGUGGCAGCUCCACUGAGCAGCUCAGGAAAAACCUCCACUUCCCUCUCUUCCCCCACACGCGAACUACACUGAAGAAGCUGGCUGUGUCCCCAAAAUGGACCAACUAUGGUCUCCGGAUAUUUGGCUACCUGCAUCCUUUCACCGAUGGGGAGUUUCAGUUUGCCAUUGCUGCAGACGACAAUGCUGAGUUCUGGCUGAGUCCAGAUGAAAAGACCUCUGGGCUCCAGCUGCUGGCCAGUGUAGGCAAGACAGGGAAGGAGUGGACCGCGCCAGGGGAGUUUGGGAAAUUUCACAGCCAGCAGUCAAAGACAGUGAGGUUGUCAGCUGCAGGCAGGUACUAUUUUGAGGUGCUGCACAAGCAGGAUGACAGAGGAACAGACCACGUGGAAGUAGCAUGGAGACUGAAUGACCCAGAAGCGAAGUUCAAAGUCAUUGACUCCCCAUACCUCUCCCUUUUUGCUAACGAGACACUUUUAAAGAUGGAUGAGGUUGGGCAUAUCCCGCAGACAUUGGCCAGUCACACGAGCCGGCCUGCUGACAGCGCAGGCAGCGCGGCACACCCAGCUGACAUGUUGAAGCCUGACCCCCGGGACACUCUUUACAAAGUGCCUCUGCUCAGCAAGACCCACCUGCACAGAGCCUUGCCAGACUGCCCGUACAAGCCCAGCUACCUGGUGAAUGGAUUUCCUCUGCAGCGCUACCAGGGACUCCAGUUUGUUCAUUUAUCCUUCGUUUACCCGAAUGAUUACAGCCGCCUGAGCCACAUGGAGAAAGACAACAAAUGCUUCUAUCAGGAAAACCCUUAUUACUUGGAAAGAUUUGGAUUCUACAAGUACAUGAAAAUGGACCGGCCAGAGAAGAGCCUGGACUCUGGAGAAAAGACAGAACAGCCAGGCUCCCAGGAGGGGAACCUGGACGACCUGCAGUAUGCAGAGCAGGACGUGGAGAGUACCAGUCCCCCCGAGCGCCCCGGCACAGGGAGGGCAGAGCUGGCAGGCAACGCUCCCAGCAGCGUGGUGGGCAGCGAUAACAUUCACGAGGACUAUUCCCUCCGCGAGCGUCGUCGGCUCCUCUCGGUGAUGCGUGGCAACAUAGGAGAGGGGCUACAGAGGAGAGGGACAAAGAGGUCUGGUGUCAAAUCAGCAACACUGGCUUCUGCCAACCAAAACCUCAGCCGGGCUGGCCUAGAGAGGAACCCAGUAAUGAAGAGACCCCGUUUAAAAGCUGGCCUCAAAGACAACUCCAGGAGCCCUCCGCAGCACGCCAGGGCUAUACAGGGGAAAGCGCCUGUCAAAAAGGCGAACCCUCCUCCUAGGACCGUGUCUCAAAGGGACCAGCCUCUCCGUGGCCCCAGGGACUCAGGGGUCAUGAUUCCCAAAGGGGUGAGACCUCGAGGAGACCUCAGCGCUGCUAAGGAGGGGCUGCAGCCAUCAGGCACUGUGCCAGCUGGGAAAGGAGGCCCGGUCUCUGGCAAAGCCAGCAGACGCACUGUGAGCGCUGCCAGCCCCAGCCAGCAGCCUGGGCUGCCGCAGUGGCUGAACCAAGCGGAGCCCUACAUUGCUGAGCAGAAGGCGGCCGAUGGUGGGGACGUGGGCGAGGGAGAGGCGCAGGUGGCAUCUCCUGUGAAGGGCAAGUCUAGACCUGCGGCAGCAGAAGAGGAAGAGGAAGAGGUGGAUGGGGAGCCAGAGGAGGAAGAUGAGGAGGAUUUCGAUUAUGUACCAGUGUUCGACCAGGCGGUGAACUGGGAGCAGACCUUCAGCAUGAGCAACCUGGACUUCCAUAUGCUGCGCACAGACUGGAUUGACCUGAAAUGCAACACGUCAGGAAACUUGCUGCUAAGAGAAAGGGAGGCCCUGGAAGUCACACGUGUCUUCCUCAAGAAGCUCAACCAGAGAAGUAAAGGGCGGUUCCAGCUGCGGCGUAUCGUGAACGUGGAGAAACGCCAGGACCGCAUACGAGGCAGCCGCUAUCUGCUGGAGCUGGAGAUGCUGGAGCAGGGAGAGCGGCUCGUCCGCUUCUCUGAGUACGUCUUUGCACGGGGCUGGCAGGGCGUUGGCAGCGAUGAGGAGGAGGAGAGGAAGAUGAGGAACCUGGCAUGGGGUCGCCGGCGGCACCUGAUGGCUGUGGCAAACGAGCCGGAGCUGUGCUGGCCCCAGGGCUUUUCCUGGAACCACCAUGCCAUGGUUCACUUCGUGGUGCCAGUGAAAAACCAGGCACGUUGGGUGCUGCAGUUCAUCUCCGACAUGGAAGAGCUGUUCCGUGUCACUAAGGAUCCGUACUUCAACAUCAUCAUCACGGACUACAGCAGCGAUGACAUGGACGUAGAGAAGGCUCUGAAAAGGUCUGCCUUGCACAGCUAUCGGUACUUGAAGCUGAAGGGGAAUUUCGAGCGUUCUGCUGGGCUGCAGGCGGGGAUAGACCUCGUGACGGACCCACAUAGCAUCGUUUUCCUGUGCGACCUCCACAUCCACUUCCCAGCUGGAGUCAUUGAUUCAAUCCGGAAGCACUGCGUGGAAGGCAAGAUGGCCUUCGCACCCAUGGUCAUGAGGCUGCACUGCGGCAUGUCCCCACAGUGGCCUGAUGGCUACUGGGAGGUGAAUGGGUUUGGCCUUCUGGGCAUAUACAAGUCUGACCUGGAGAAGAUCGGAGGCAUGAACACAAAAGAGUUUCGGGACCGCUGGGGAGGAGAGGACUGGGAACUCCUGGACAGGAUCUUGCAGGCCGGGCUGGAAGUGGAGCGUCUCUCCCUAAGAAACUUUUUCCACUGGUUUCACUCAAAGCGGGGCAUGUGGAACCGGCGCCAGCUGAAGACACUGUAGCCUUCAACCCCAAAGCUGCCUGGCAGCACCGUCCACCGUCUCGUCUCGACAUGCACUUUAUCAAGGCACACAGCCAAGCGCACAAACUCUUCCUCUGCCUCCAGAGCCUUCUGAUGGAAUGGCACAGCUGAGGAAGGGACGAUCGGGCUAGAGGAGCGGGAGGUCCUCUUGUGAGUCGUUGCAUCCAAGACGUAGGAUCCGUGUCUUGCUGGGAAGGCGUGUGGGGGAGAUGUCGCCAAGUGAAGGACUCGUAUUUCCUGCCGUGCAGUCUGGCGGGUGGUACAGUGGGAGAGGUGCCAUAUUUCCCGUUGAGUCUUGCGUGGUGCAAACCAAACAAACACAAAUCCCAGCUAAGUCCAGAAUGGCUUAUUACAGUAAUGCAGCUUCUCUUUCAAUACUUGAAGGGAAAAAAGAAAAAAAAACAACCCUCCCCAUUUCCCCUUCUUCCCCAUCUCUCCAGUAUCCAUGCUUUUGGACAGGGGACCAAAGUAAGUUCUCUGAACUGUAUCAUGUCCACAUGCCCAUGUGCUGACCCAAGGAAAUCUGGAUGUGGAGAGGCUGAUAGGCACUUUAGGCUGCUGGUGCUUAGACGUUUCUCUUUGCUUUUCAUUUUAGUCAUUAUGAAACACUGUGCUCAUAUUCAGCAAAUUAUGGGCCAUGGAUGGAGAUGCAAGUACACUUCCCUUAUGAGAGCCACGUUCGCCUACAGCUGGGCGAGGUGGCAGGGGGUGAUGUUACAACUCCACCUAAAUUAUUGAUCCACUGCCUGAGGAUAGUGGAGGGGUUAUGCAGAGAAGCUGGGAGGGCAUCUCAGGAGGAACUUUGCAGCCUUAUCUGACAGACAUGUGUUUGUCCUAACGAUAUCAGGGAAACCCUAGCAGGGAAGAAGUGGCAAUAUUUUAUUAGUUGAAAUAUUGUAAUUUUAUCAGAAAAAGAGGAGACAGUAUUCUGCUCUCUAAAUUCUGUACAUUUAUGCAGCAUCUAAAGGUUAAUUUAAUAAGUUAUGGCCUCACAGUUAUGUCUUGUCAUAGUUUGACUUCUAUGUAAAGAGCAGAGUUCUUGGUUGAAGAACUGGCACAGCUGUUGGUGCUUCACCUCUGGAACAGCCCUGCGAGCUCUGGCCCGGUAUGGAGGAGGUGGCCUCAGGCCUUCCCACUUGCACUGGGUGCAAAGAACAGUGAGGACAGAAGAGGGUUGAGUGAAUAAAAGGAUGGGCAGACCCAUGCUGGCAUUGGUGCAAGAACUGUGGAAAGAGCCCCUGUCCACAGCCGUCCUGAUGCUAGAGGGAAUUCUCAGCCCCUAAAACUUCCAUUAAUGCAAGGCAAGAUUUUUUACUCCUGUAACCAUUUUACAGGACUAUAGAAACCCAGAAAUCCCAGCACAGUCAGUGCUCUGCACUAGAGCUUCGGUGUCCCCAUACCAUGCUGAAAAGGCCGCUACUGGUCUCAGGCUUCAGGGGAGAGUGUGACAGGAUGCUGCUCAUGGCGCCCAGCUCUGUGGGGAGUUGUUGAGAAUUGAGUAAUGGAGGUAUGCAGGAUGCAAGCAAUGCUGACAUGGUACUAGAAUUGUUUGCUUUUUACGUUGAUGGAGUGGAUGCCAAUUAAGAAUAGGCAUUCAUUUAUUAAUACUGUGGUGCUUGACAAGUCCACCAAGUUCCACUGUUGCAGUAGAAAACUGAACAUGCAAGUUCUGGCAAGUGAGAUAGAAAUCUUGUCAAAUCAUCUGCUUGCCUCAGUCUGGGUUUUGUGACUGAUGGAGUCAGAAAAAGUCAACCAGAUUUCAGAAAGUUUCGUUGUGCAGUGUGCAGCUAUGGUGAGAGGUACACGAGAGAUGGCUGUGUCUCUGAGUCCACAGAGCCGUUGUCAGAAUGCAGACACUGAAUAUCUUAGAAGGGGCAGCCUUAGCCUUCUGCCCAAGCCAGAGCAGUCUUUUUAUUGAGGGAAAGUAUUUUCCCCGUGUAGAGAGUAAGAAAUUAAACACUGCCGUUGGGGCGAGAGGGAAGAAGCUGGCAACAGUCAACACUAUUUUUUUUUUUUAAUGUAUUACAGGAGUUUAGGAGGCCAGAGCCCUGUGAUGCAAUGUUGCAAUAAGUCCUGUUUCUGCCUGGAAUGUGCAGUGUCAGUCGUGCUCUCGGUGCAUGUUGGAGCCUGUGCUUCACUCAAACACAGGCACAACCCUGCGAGUGUGCAGGUGAGCUGCUCUCCAGGCUCCGGGACUGCACCUCCACAGCCUGUCCGGGCUGGCUCUGUCACGCAAUCCCUGUGGAAUGGGGAGAGGCUGGCGGGGAGGGUGAGCGCUGGGACGCAGCAAGGUGUUAGCAGGACCCAGCUGUUUGGCCCCAUCAAGCAGAGAACGACUUGAUGCCCAUUUCGCAGACGGGGAGCUGACGGAUUCAGUGUCAUGCACAGGGAGGAAGGGUUAUUUGUACUGUGUGCUUUCACAUCUGGCUUAGAUGUGGUCUGCAGCACCUGAAGUUAGCAGCUGGCGUUCAUCGGCAGACACUGGCAAGAAUUGGGUGCAUCCAGAAGGCAACUCACUUGGCUUAAAUGAUACGAGUGACCCCUCUUCCUCACCAGAGAGGACAGUCAGCAAAGGGUGGACUAGGAAUUAGGGUGCAGCCCUCACUCCAGCACUGCCAGCAGAAUUUGAGGAUUUCGCCCCCAUGCUUUGGCUGUGACUUGUGCUCUGUCCUUCACGCCUUGUAACCCAGGCCUGUGGCAAGCAGAACUGUUUACCUCGUGAGGACUCCUUGGUGGAGGUGUAAGGAGUUAGUGGGUUUCAGUCCAGUUUCCUGAUGGCCAGUAUCCCCACUGUCAAAGUUGCCAUCACAAAUGUUCUUCCCUUUCUAGCACAGUGGGGAUUCUUAGUUGGUAUUUAAGCAUUGCGGUAGUAAACGUGAUUAAUACUAAUUGGCACUAGUUGGCAGCCUCCAUGGAGGAGCUUGGAGAGAUCCCAUGGGGACAAAAGCUGUCUUCCAGCCCACAUGCUCAGAGACUGCCGCGGGUUGUAGGGAGAGAAGGGGCUACACGCUCCCCAGCUCGCCGGCCAGCAGCAAAUCUUGCAGGAGCGGCUCCAGGCUUUGCUCUGAGGCUGCUGCCCCUUUUCCAAAACAACCCGCAGUUUUUUUCCCCAGAGUCAUGAAGUGGGGGAGAGCAGGGAGCACAGCAGGAGCAGGUAGUCCCGCAGCCAUGCAGUGAAAAGAUGUGGCCAUCCAGAAUGGUGGCCAGGCCACCAAACUGGUUGGCAGUCAGUGUGCCCCGUCACUAGUGUUGCACAGCGUGCACUGCCGCUGCGAGGAGGGCUUGUCUUUGGGUCUGGCACAACUCCCGGAAAGCAAGAAGGAACCUGGCUUCACCGCGGCUGGGAAGCUGACUCCCCCCGACAGUCGAUCUCGUUUCUGUCACCAGGAUCUUUUUAGGAAGCUGCGCCUGAGUUUGUGGUGAAGUUUGCCCUGAGUUUCUAGCCCUCAUGUACAUCCUGGCUGUGUCCUGCCUCGAUGGCAGGAGGAAAUCAGUUACACGGGAUUUCCCGUGCAUCAGGCAGGCGGGCAGGAGGGAGCUGCUCCGGUAGCUCUGGCUGGGGACAGCUGGGGAGAUGAUGGGCUGUGCUGCGGAAGAGACCUUCCCCGGGGCAGGAUGUGGCCAGGCUGGGGACCCUGGGCCCCCAAGCGCAGGGUACACAGCAAGGUGGCUCUGCCCACAAACGCUGACUCUGUCUUCACGACUGUGAAUUGUGGACCUGAGGCUUUUUUUGCAGGUCAGCGAAGGGAACAAAGAAGGGCUGGCUUUUAUUCUGAGAGAAAUGUAUUGUGUGAAAACGAUAAUGUGACUUGUUUUGUCAUUGUCUUUAAUGUUUGCCUGGUAUGAACAUCUCGACUCUUCUCAUUGCCUAUAAAUGUCUGAAGUUGAUUGUUUUUUAGACAUCGAUGCCUUGUGUUAAAAAUCUGAAUUGUACCUUUGAAUUAUCUGCCUUAAAGUGGCUCUGUGCCUUCAAGACGAUUCCUGGGCCACCUCUCUGUUAGAGCUGGGGGACAUACCGAUUCUCCCCCACAUUUUAUAAAUACAUCAUCUUCCUACAAGA
This is a messenger RNA of Pygoscelis adeliae (Adelie penguin), 7125 nucleotides long. RefSeq names its product beta-1,4-N-acetyl-galactosaminyl transferase 3 (gene B4GALNT3). The record is from RefSeq and is a predicted model, not a curated record. Gene Ontology annotation, molecular function: acetylgalactosaminyltransferase activity. Gene Ontology annotation, cellular component: Golgi cisterna membrane. The transcript has 20 exons. Bases 1 to 3045 code for a protein of 1014 amino acids. NCBI's taxonomy places the organism in Eukaryota, Metazoa, Chordata, Aves, Sphenisciformes, Spheniscidae.